GUCAUGAGGGGUGUACGUAAGUCCUUCCAUCAACAAGUAUUUGAUUGAUUCACUGUACGCAUUAUGUGGUGGAAUUGAUCACAAGUAGACCACUUAAAUCAUGAAAGAUAUUUGGUGAAGGGUCAAUUAGCUCUAAUGGAGGAGGAGGGGGUGCCCCAGCCACCCACCAAAAAUUCUCAAAAGCAUCCCAACACUUAACUUUUUCAAUUGUCACUUUGGAGCAACUGGAAACCAAAAGGGAAAAUGUCAUCAACUAGGGACAUUCAAUCUCCUGACCAGUCCUUUUCACCCCAAAACACUCUUCCUUUUAUCCUCUCCCACUCUUUGCGAUCAUCUCAAUGCGAUCAUAUCACAUGCCACUCCAAGAACCAAAACAGAAGUCUGGGAUGAAAGGAAUGAGAGGAAAGUUUCUCAAGAAAUUGAAGUCCAUCCCAACAAUUAACACUUUGAAACAUGGCCUGCUCUUUCAGCUCGAUCCUACGGAAAAGUUUUCCAAUCCGAACCAUCAAACACUGUCUCAGCUCGUUCGCAAAAAUGAAGAUUGUCAGAAGAAGAACACUCUAUCGGCGGAGCUUGCAUUUAAAGAACUCAAAGAUGGAGAUACGGGACUCGGUUCUAAUGUCUGUAAGGAGAAUAUUACACCGCCCUCAAUGGAAACCAAAGAAACAGUUAUGGAGGAUGACAUUUUUCAUGAUGCAGAGAAUGAUGAUGAACUUCCGUCUUUGUUAGAUUUCGAGGAAAAGUGUCCGCCAGGAGGAGGCGAUUGUGUCGUUCUAUAUUCAACAAGCGUGACAGGGGUUAGGAAAACGUUCGAGGACUGCAAGGCAAUCCGGUUUUUGCUGGAGAGUUUCAAGGUACCGGUGUAUGAAAGGGACCUUUCGAUGCACAUGGAAUUCAGGGAAGAAUUGUGGAGGAUAUUUGGCAGUAGAGUGAUCCCUCCGAGGCUUUUCAUCAAGGGAAGGUACAUUGGUGGAGCUGAAGAAGUUACAGCACUUCAUGAGCAAGGCAAGCUGAAAAAGCUCUUCGAAGGAAUCCCAAUUGACCUGUCUAGCUCCCCAUGCACUGGCUGUGCCAACGUGCGCUUCGUUGUGUGCUUCAAUUGCAAUGGCAGUCGCAAAGUUUUCACGGAUGGUGAUCACGAAAACGAUGAGUUGUGCAUUAGAUGUCCGGAGUGCAACGAAAAUGGUUUGAUCAAGUGCUCCAUCUGCUGCUGAAAAUUUAACCGGUGUUUCCUGUUUUCGUGUUAUAACUUGUCGAGUUGUAAAACGCUUAGUGUUUGUGAUGCAUUAGCUUGUCCGAAAUAUGAAGAACUAACAAUUUGAUGUUGUAGAAUUUCAGCUGUAGGUCUGAUAUAUAUGGUAGAUUGCAAUAUUUGGAAUGUUUUGUUCAUAUGGAAAAGUUUUCGUUUCCAGU
Pyrus x bretschneideri (Chinese white pear) is the source of this 1413-nucleotide messenger RNA. RefSeq lists its product as uncharacterized. The transcript has a single exon. Bases 339 to 1214 code for a protein of 291 amino acids. The record is from RefSeq and is a predicted model, not a curated record. Lineage: Eukaryota; Viridiplantae; Streptophyta; Magnoliopsida; Rosales; Rosaceae.